Molecule: messenger RNA, 857 nt
Organism: Drosophila busckii
Lineage: Eukaryota; Metazoa; Arthropoda; Insecta; Diptera; Drosophilidae
Exons: 1
Coding region: 41-724 (227 amino acids)
Source: RefSeq, a predicted model, not a curated record
CGAAAAAUUCGCAGUUUCUUUUUUUUUUCUUUGUUAAGCAAUGUUAUACAAAAUUUUAUAUUUAGUGUUAUUUGUGCUAUUCACGGUAUUGCACAUCAGUUCGCAUUUGAAGCCAGUUAUCCAAGCCAAUGCCAGCAUAAAGACAAUUAACCUACAGCUCGAUCGCAAGCUGCAUUUGCAUUUGGGCUACGAAUAUCAACGCUCGAUGCUGUGGCAGGCAGUAAUCAAUGCAGCGCUGCUUGUGAUUGGACUCUGGCAUUGUCAGCGUCGCGUCAUGCAGUCGAAGUUGCUUUUUCUGGGCUCACCGCAGAGCGUAGUGCAGCAUCCAGCUGGUGCUGGUGGCCACAAUACCAUAUCGCCUGCCACGGAGGUGAAAUUGGACUGGCUGCGCAGCAGAAAGUUGCUGCCAACAACCUGGGAGCUGUUUCCGUUUGGAGUUCUCGCACGCUUCGCCGGACCCUGGCUGCUGACCUUUAUAUUCAACGCAUUGCUCAAUUAUAUGCAGCUUAACAUAGUUAUGCGACACUUCUGUAGCUCCCCCCUUGAGGUGUUGAUGUACUAUGUGCGCAUCCAAAUGCUGUAUAUGCGCCAAUUGCUACUGGCUGCUGUUGAGCCACAUAAAUAUUACUUUAAUGAUGCCUUGGAGUCUUAUGUCAGCGGAGCAGCAGCAGCAGCAGCAGCUAACCACAUAAGCUAUGAGGUGAAUCUGACCGGUGAUGAUUAAAAUCAAGUGCCUAUGAGCAUGUAGUCAAUGCCUGGAAUAUCAUAUUUAGUGUUUGCUUAUGGCUUAAUGCCGCUCCUCUUGCUCUCUAUACGUUCAUUUAAAGUUGUGCAAUAAAACUGUUUUCGACAACGUA